This is a messenger RNA of Vigna radiata var. radiata (mung bean), 447 nucleotides long. RefSeq names its product histidine-containing phosphotransfer protein 5-like. The coding region runs from base 1 to 447 and encodes 148 amino acids. Gene Ontology annotation, biological process: phosphorylation; cytokinin-activated signaling pathway; phosphorelay signal transduction system. NCBI's taxonomy places the organism in Eukaryota, Viridiplantae, Streptophyta, Magnoliopsida, Fabales, Fabaceae. The record is from RefSeq and is a predicted model, not a curated record. The transcript has 6 exons. Gene Ontology annotation, molecular function: protein histidine kinase binding; histidine phosphotransfer kinase activity. Gene Ontology annotation, cellular component: nucleus; cytoplasm.
AUGAAGUCCUUGAAGUUGCAACUUUCUGAGACUUUGAAAUCCAUGAAGCAACAGGGUCUGGUAGAUGAUCAAUUCUCUUUAGUCUACUCCUUGAAAAGCAGUAUAGAAGAUCAUUUCUUCAUCGAAAUUAUAUCAGAGUUUUGCACUUGUGCCAGAGAAGACAUCAAACUUUUAACACAGAUAAUGAAUGAGGAGGUUUGGAACUACAAUUUGAUGAAAGAGUACGUUUAUAAAGUUAAAGGCAGCUCUUCAAGUUUUGGAGCAUGUACAAUGGCAGCAGCACUUACUGCCUUUGAACGUGCCAUUGAUUCUGCCUCUAAAGAAGAAUGUCUGAAGGCACUUAAACAAACUCAGCGUGAAUUUAAUGCGCUACAAGAAAAACUUCAUGCUUGCCUUCAGCUUGAAAGAAGGGUUGUUCUCUCAGCUAUUGAGGAAGCCACUUUGUGA